Acanthamoeba castellanii str. Neff is the source of this 1170-nucleotide messenger RNA. Its product is annotated as strictosidine synthase subfamily protein. Gene Ontology annotation, molecular function: strictosidine synthase activity. Lineage: Eukaryota; Discosea; Longamoebia; Acanthamoebidae. The coding region runs from base 1 to 1170 and encodes 389 amino acids. The transcript is spliced from 7 exons. Gene Ontology annotation, biological process: biosynthetic process. The record is from RefSeq and is a predicted model, not a curated record.
AUGAGUGCAGGGUUCUGGCGUGCGGCGGUGGUGGUCGGAGUGGCACUUGCCCUGUGGGCGGCGUUCGAGUGGGGCGUGCCGCGACAGGGCUCGCUCGUGGAGCUGCCGCCCCUGCCCGCCCUCCGCCCGAACCAACGCCUCGCCCAGGCCCAGCACCUCUUCCCCAACGACUGGAUCGGGCCGGAGUCGUUUGCAUUCGACGAGCAAGACCGCAUGUACGCUGGGCUUGCCGAUGGACGAAUCGUGCGGUGGGAUGGGGCGUCCGAGCGCUAUGAGCUGUUCGCCCGCACGGGGGAGGACCUGCCCGAGUGCGGCACCUACGAGGCACGACGCGCCACACCCACCCACCAAUACACACUCGAGGGGCGAAGUGCGGCUGACACUCGGUGGUGUGCGGAGCCCCGGUGCGGCAGGCCGUUGGGCAUGAAGUUCGACGCCCACAAGAGGCUCAUCGUCGCCGACGCCUACCAAGGGCUGCUCUCGUUCUCCCCGGCGGGCGACGAGCGUCGAGUGCUGGUCGCCGGCAGCGAGCUGACCUUCCCGAACGACAUGGCCGUUCUGCCGGGCGAGGAGGGCACCCUGCUGUUCACGGACUCGACGCACAAGCACCGGCGCCGCGACGUCAUGUUGGAGGUGCUGGACAUGGGCGGCAACGGCCGCCUGCUGGCGUACCACCCGGCCAACGGCUCUCUCGAGGUGGUGCUGGCCGACCUCCACUUCCCCAACGGGGUGUGCCUGCACGCCGACGGCGACAGCCUCCUCAUCAACGAGCUCACCCUCUUCAGGGUCAUCCGAUACUACUUCCGAGGCUCCAAGCGAGGGCAGGUGGAGGUGUUUGCAGACAACCUGCCCGGCACGCCCGACAACAUCCGCCGCAUGCACAGCACAGGCCACUACCUGAUCGGCGUGGGCGCCAAGCGGACGCAGCCCUUCGCGCUGCUGAACUCCCUCUCCCCGUACCCACGCUUGCGCGACCUCGUCGCCUUCCUUCUGCCGCGCCGCUGGGCCUCCUGGCUGGACGAGAACGGCAAGGUGCUCGAGGGCUACCACGACCCGGCGGGGAGGACGGCGUGGAUCAGCGAGGCCGAGGAGUGGAAGGGCCACCUCUACAUGGGCUCCUUCACCAACCCGUUCCUCGCACGCAUCAAGAUCGACGACGAGCAGCACUGA